Stomoxys calcitrans (stable fly) is the source of this 287-nucleotide messenger RNA. Its product is annotated as sarcotoxin-1C. Gene Ontology annotation, biological process: antibacterial humoral response; defense response to Gram-negative bacterium; defense response to Gram-positive bacterium. Lineage: Eukaryota; Metazoa; Arthropoda; Insecta; Diptera; Muscidae. The record is from RefSeq and is a predicted model, not a curated record. The transcript is spliced from 2 exons. The coding region runs from base 87 to 281 and encodes 64 amino acids. Gene Ontology annotation, cellular component: extracellular region.
AUUUUCAAUCUUCAUCAGUUGGCAUACAAAAGCUUAACAUUGAAACCACAAGCCUCAGUUGUCCGCAUCCACAAAAAAUCGUCAUUAUGCAGUUUAACAAAUUAUUCAUCGUAGUUGCCUUGAUCAUGGCAGUUUUUAUGGGCCAAGGACAAGCAGGUUGGCUAAAGAAAGUUGGCAAGAAAAUCGAACGAGUUGGUCAACAUACACGUGAUGCCACCAUUCAAACUUUAGGUGUAGCCCAACAAGCGGCAAAUGUUGCUGCAACCUUAAAAGGAAAAUGAACGAGG